UACAGCGCCCCCCACCGGCCGGGCUCGUUACUGCACAGACCCACAGUUCACGGAGGAGGAGGCGUGUGACGCUCCGCUACCAUCGUCCUUAUCUGACCGAAAACAACCCCAGUGUGUGUUGGUGGUCAGGAAAACAGCAGCCGUGCCCCGCCGCGCCCCCACCCCCAGCGGAGCCGUCAUGUGGCAGGAGGCCCGCAAACAUGAGCGCAAGCUCCGUGGCAUGAUGGUAGACUACAAACGCCGAGGCGAGCGCCGGCGAGAGUACUACGAGAAGAUAAAAAAAGACCCGGCUCAGUUUCUCCAGGUUCAUGGCCGAGCGUACAAGAUUCAUCUGGAUCCUGCUGUGGCGCUGGCUGCAGAGAGCCCCAUAAACAUGAUGCCAUGGCAAGGAGAUGCAAACAACAUGAUUGACAGGUUUGAUGUAAGGGCGCAUCUGGACUACAUCCCCACCUACACUCCUCCACUGCUCAACACGUCCACCCCAGAGCAGGAGAUGGAGGAGAGGAAGUGUAACUAUGAGCGCUACAGAGGCCUAGUGCAGAAUGACUUUGCCAACAUCUCAGAGGAGCAGUGUUUAUACCAGAUCUACCUGGAUGAGCUCUACGGUGGCCUACAGAAACCAAAUGAGGACGAGAAGAAAAAGCUGGCUGAGAAAAAGGCCACCAUUGGGUACACCUAUGAAGACAGCACAGUGACAGAGCCCGAACCCCAGUCAGACAAAGAUGAAGAGAAUUCAGAGAACAGUGAAUCUGAAGAGGAUGAGGGGAUCCCAGAUAUUGAUGUGGAGGUUGAUGUUGAUGAGCUGAACCAGGAGCAAGUGUUGGACCUAAACAAAAUGGCAACCCCAUAUGGAAUGGCUGAAGGAGACUUUGUCAGGAUGUUGAGGAAAGACAAGGAGGAAGUGGAGGCCAUCAAACAUGCGAAGGCCCUGGAGGCUGAAAAGGCCAUGUACUCUGGCCGGCGUUCUCGCAGACAAAGGAGGGAGUUCAGGGAGAAGAGGCUAAAAGGUAGACAGAUCAGCCCACCAAGCUAUGCCAGGAGAGACAGCCCAACGUACGAUCCCUAUAAACGGCCAGAGUCAGAAUCCAGCUCUGAGUCACGGUCGCGUUCUCGGUCUCCUGGUCCAGAGAAGAUCACUUUCAUCACCAGCUUCGGAGGCAGCGAUGAUGAAGCUGCAGCAGCAACUCAAACCGCUCCUCACUCUGGCCACGCCCCCUCCAACUUGCAGCACCCUGCAGGUCAUAGCAGGGGCUCCCGGAGACGAAGGUCAUCCUCCAGUCGCUCCCCUUCCUCCUCCUCCCGUUCCUCAUCUCGGUCCUCCUCUCGCUCAUCUUCCCGUUCGCGUCGAGCCCGGCGAGGGCGGGGGGGGAGGGAUGGGCGUCGCUCCCGAAGCCGCUCGCGGUCGAGACGGCGGUCCCGAUCUCACUCCAGAGGUAGAGGAGGAAAUGGAGGAGCUGGAUCCUGGAGAAGACGUGACUGGACACGAUCACGGUCCAACGAGCGAGACAGAGAGCGAGACAGAGAGCGAGACAGGGACAGAGACAGGGACAGAAGACGAUACUCGGCGCGAAAACGAACAAGGUCCCGUUCCAGCUCACGGCAGGGGGGCAAUUCCAGGCGAGGGGGCCGGAGCAGUGGAGGCCACCGGCGGGGAGACAGCGGCAGCCGCAGCCCCUCUCAGUCCCCCAGCCACCUGAACCACAGUCCCUCCCCUGCUCACAGAGUGGCCCAGCCCUCUACCAUGACUGUCUCUGACAAGCUAAGAAAGCCUGAUACUGCGAGUGGUAAAGAGACGGGAGCUGCCAAACCCAAGAUGACCCCACAGGAACGGCUGAAGCUGCGAAUGCAGAAGGCGCUCAACAAACAGUCCAAGGCGGAUAAAAAAGCUGCUCAGGUGAAGAUCCAACAGCAGGAACACAAACGACAGGAGCGAGAGGGAGAAUUACGAGCCAUGGCACGCAAGAUACGCAUGAAGGAGCGUGAGCGCCGUGAGAAAGAGAGGGAUGAAUGGGAAAGACAGUACGGGCGACAGAGCCACUCGCCUUCUCCCUCCAAAUAUGGCCGAGAACACAACUCAUACAGAAGGUAUGUCAGAAGCCACAAGAAUCUGCACAGCUCUGAUGAAGUAGAAUGAAUUAUGUUUAUUUUUUCUUUUCACAUUAAUGCACAAACACAAUCUGAAAGGCUCAUUGCAUUUAAUUUAUUUACAAUACUUGAGCUACUUUGCUUUUUCUUCACUCAAAUCCAGAGUUAGUCUCAAGUCUUGAGUCUUGAAUUUUGAGAAAGACAUCAUGGGCUACACCCUGAGUGAAGGAAUCAAGUUAGAACAAAAAUAAAAAAAUAAUCCAGGUUCAAAUUAAAAUUUAAAGUAAAUCAAAAUACUCCAAACAUACUACUGCUUUUAAUCUUCUAAAUUAUUACUAGUAAGUGUUUGCCUUUUCUGUAUCACAAUAUCUCACUAGUCUACACCAACACCAUAUAAUGAUAGAGAAGAUUUAUCUGUUGGGCUCUAGUGUUAAGUAAACAAGACUAGGUCAAAACCUUGUAUAUGGCUGGACCGCCUAUAGUCAAUGUGUGAAAUUGUGAACAUAGCUGAAAACUUGUGGAACCACUCGAAGCAAAUGGUGCGCGGUGUAUUUGCAUUCUUCCUAGUAAUUGCCAGUUUCAGCCGUUUAUCUGUUUGCUUCUCUCCAGUUAUAAUGAAGUUUAAUUAAAGGCAUGAUCUCUCAUUCAAGUACUCUCAUCAAGCACUUUAUUAGAAACACCAUACUGAUACUGGACAGGGCCUCCCUUUGCUCUAAAACAGCCUCAGUUCUGUGUAGCAACAUGUUCUCCUGUUCUACCACAUCCUGAAGUUGUUCUGUUGGAGUCAGAUCUGGUGACUGGGGAGAUCACUGAAGUUCACUGAACUAAUUCUCAUGAUCUUGAAACCAGUUUGAGACGACUUUUGAUGUGCGACAUGGUGCAUCGUCGUGCUGGAAGCAGCCAGUAGAAGAUGGUAAACUGUGGCCAUAAAGGGAAGCACAUGGUCAGCAACAAUACUCAGAUUGGCUGUGGCAUUCAAGCUAUGAUUGGUUGGUAUGAAAGGGCAAGAAAACAUUCACCACACCAUUACACCACCAGCAGCAUAUUGCUGUUCAUGCUGUCGGUGCCAAAUUUUGAACCUACCAUCGACAUGCCUUAGCAGAAUUCCAGAUUCAUCAAACUCGGCUACUUUUUUCCAGCCUUAAUCACCCGGUUUCGGUGAGUCUGUGCCCACUGCAGCCUCAGGUUUCUGUUCUUGGCUCACAGGAGUGGAACCUGAUGUGGUCUUCUGCUGUUGUAGCUCAUCCACCUCAAGGUUUGACCUGUUGUUCAUCCUGAGAUGUUUUUCUGCUCGCCGCGGUUGUAAAGAGUGGUUAUCUGAGUUACCGUAGACUUUCUGUAAGCUCCAACCAGUCUGUCCAUUCUCCUCCGACCUCUCUCAUUAAGAAGACGUUUCUAUCGGCAGAACUGCUGCUCUCUGGAUGUUGUUGUGUUUUUCACGCCGUUCUCAGUAAACUAAUAAAAUAGUCAAACCAGCCCGUCACCAACAGCCAAAAUCACUCGGUUUUUUCCCCGUUCUGAUGUUUGACGUGAACUUUAACUGAAACUCCUGAUCUGUACCUGCAUGAUUUUAUGAGUGGUACAGGUACAGGUGUUACUAAUAAAGUGCUUGGUGAUUGUAUAAACAAAAGUGUCACCCUAACUCCAAAAUUUAAAAUGCAAGAUAGGAAAUUGCUAUCACUCCCAAACUGACAUUUUAUAAUUCAGAGUAACACUAGACAACUUAACAACCAGUCUGAGAUAUUUAGUCACUGUUGUUUUUGAUUAUCUUAAAGGUGUAUUUACAUCAGUAGUGUGAAGAAAAAUAAGCAUUUAUUGUCAAAUUAUGAUUAGUUAACUAAACACACUGUAAUACUUUGUUUCCAUUUUCCUUAAUGCUGCUUACAACUACAUCAAUGUUAUUUACAUGAAUUAAAUGUUUGUAUACACCUAAUAAAUACAACGUAGGGUGAUGUGAAUUGUUCCCAAACACACAAUCCUUUACUCUGUGCAUAUGUAUAUGAGCGAUCCUGUAAAUUAUACAGACAUUUGCAUGGACUGUUUUUAUGUUCCUGGCUUUUAUACUGAGGUCCUUCUUGCAGCAUCAGCUCCUUUCUUUUCAUU
Seriola aureovittata is the source of this 4188-nucleotide messenger RNA. It is a transcript of the gene clasrp, whose product is annotated as CLK4-associating serine/arginine rich protein. The transcript has 20 exons. Lineage: Eukaryota; Metazoa; Chordata; Actinopteri; Carangiformes; Carangidae. The record is from RefSeq and is a predicted model, not a curated record. Bases 179 to 2134 code for a protein of 651 amino acids.